Tyto alba (common barn owl) is the source of this 4192-nucleotide messenger RNA. RefSeq names its product fatty acid amide hydrolase. NCBI's taxonomy places the organism in Eukaryota, Metazoa, Chordata, Aves, Strigiformes, Tytonidae. The transcript has 20 exons. Bases 69 to 1916 code for a protein of 615 amino acids. The record is from RefSeq and is a predicted model, not a curated record. Gene Ontology annotation, molecular function: catalytic activity.
CGAGGCCCCAGCACCGCCCCGGCAGCCGGAGGGAACUCGCUGCCGGCGGGGUCGGCUGAAGGACGGUGAUGGCGCCGGUGCUGCUGCUGCUGCUGCUGCUGCUCUUCUCGGCGCUGCCGGCCGCCGCCUACCUGUGCUGUGUGCGGCGGCACACGGGCAGCGCCCGGGCCGUGCUGCGCCGCCGGGAGCCGGGCCGGGCCGAGGCGCGGGGCCGCAGCCCGCCGCGGGACCCCUGGGCCCCGCGGCUGUGCGGCGCCGGGCUGCGCCUCUUCGUCCAUGUGGCCAACACGGCUUUUGGACAGAUCUGCUUACUGCCACCCUUAAUGAGGCUUAACAACUUCUCUCUCAUGCGUUCACUUGACAUUCACGAAGAUCCCACGUUUUACCCGGAGGUCUCUGCGGAGCUUACAGAAGACAAGUCUGAGGCUAAAAGCACUUUGGAUGUUAUUGAGCAGUUGAUCGAUGCAAGGUCUGAUUCUGCUAGCAAUGGAUUUAGCUUCAAAGGGAUCAAAGAUUACUUGGACUGCUACCGGAAUGGGAAGCUGACGCCAUCUCAGGUAGCAAAGAACAUCAUUGCCGUGCUGGAGGACUGCGACAAAUCCACACCCCCGCUCAGAGCAAUAGUGCAAUGGGACCAGGAGCAAAUCAUGCUGAUGGCUGAGGCCUCCACUGCUCGUUACAGGAAUAAAUGUACCCUGUCUUAUCUGGAUGGCAUCCCAGUGUGUCUGAAAGAAGAGUUCAAAGUAGUACCUUACCAUCACCGAGUGGGAACAGUGUACCUUGGGACGGAGCCCGAAACAGAAGAUGCUACUGUGGCCAAGAAGCUGCGAGAGGCUGGGGCUAUCAUUAUUGGGGUCUCAAACAUGCAUGAACUAGGGACUGGAACAACUGGAUGCAACCCUAAUAGGUACCACAAGAUCCCCAGGAAUCCCUACAAGCCUAACCACUUCACAGGUGGGAGCUCCAGUGGGUCAGCAGCAGCUGUAGCAGCAGGUCUCUGCCCAGUGGCUAUUGGCACAGAUGGAGGCGGCUCUGUGAGGAUUCCUGCUUCGUUUUGUGGUGUGGUGGGGCUGAAAGGUACCUUUGGGCGCAUCAGUUCCCACGGCAGCUUGCCGCUCUCCUACUCCACAGUCAGCGUAGGCCCUAUCUGUACCUCAGUGGCAGAUGCAGCCAUUGUUUACAGUAUCCUUGCUGAGCCAGAUCCGCUCUAUCCAUAUGGACUAAAACAGCCCAAAGCAACCCUAUCUGGUAUGUGUGCUCCUGACCUGAAAGGCUUAAAACUGGGAGUGGACUGGACAUUUUUUAAGGCAUGUGAUGCUGAAGUCCUGUCCAUCUGUGAGAAAGCUGUGGAGUACCUGCAGAGUUUGGGAGCCAGCGUGGUUGAGGUGUCUCUUCCUGAGAUGGAGGAAGUGCGAGUAGCACACGCAAUCUGCAUUCUCAGUGAGAUGAGGGACUUCCUGCAACCUGACUUCAAUAAACAUUUCCAGGAAAUGAAUUUGGACACUCGGGUUAACCUGGCCUUGGCUUCCCAGUUCACAGCUCUGGAUUAUAUUACGGCAAAUCGACAGAGGACUCGGAGCAUGAGAUUUUUGCAAGAGAUCUUCAACACUGUGAACUGUAUCCUUACACCAGCUGUUGCUUCCACUGCCCCAAGGAUUUAUGAAUCUGACCUCUUGACUGGGAGCAGCGACAUGUCCUUCACGGUCCGGUCCAUGAGGUUCAUGCAGCUUGGUAAUUUUACUGGGAUUCCAGGCCUUGUGGUCCCCAUUGGAUAUUCUACUGCUGGACUUCCUAUCAGCUUCCAAGUCAUGGCAAAAUGGUGGGAUGAAGCUGUUCUUCUGAGGAUUGGUCUGAAGCUGGAGCUGUUUCGUCACCAGACCAAAAAACCAUCCAUUUAUUACGACAUCCUCGCGUAACAGAGUCAUCAAGACGGGGACUAAGUCUUUUUUUUUUUUUUUUUUUCUUAGUCUGACCUGACCAAGUAUUAGAGUAGACUUGUUUUCAGUGUUCACCUGAAUACAGCUUAAUGGCAGGCCCAUUUGAGGAGUAGGGAGGAACACUGACCUCACUUCUGCUUCCUAUUUGUUAUUGGAUGGUCCAGUUUAUACUGGGGAGACCAACUGUGCUAGCUAGUUCCUUGCUGUGUCUUUACCAACAGGGGAAGCUGCAACUAUUUUCUGCAACUUCUUUCUGUGUAGGGGUCCUGUGUAAACACGGAAGAUGGUUACGUCUGCAGGACUGCACCUGGCAGUUCAUACCACCGUGCAUGGAAAGGUACAAUCCCUAGACCUUAAACCUUCUCUCAGAACUCCCGCUCCAGGAUAUAACAAAGGUACUGUUUUAAGGGGGAAAAAGCAGCUUCCCUUAAGAAAUAAUGCCUGGCUCCCUUGGAAUGAGGAGGAUCUUAACUCACCUGCAGUUAGGUAGUGUGUGUUGUGGCCCCUUACUAGAUAGUCCCUCAGGGCAUAACAGAAAGCCUGCAGCCAUGGAAUUGUUAGGGUGCUUCUGUCCCUUACGCUGUAGACAGUGUUGAGGUCUGUCAACUGCUGUACAAAGUAGGGGUGUGCUCAAGGCAUGAGCAGUCCUACCUACAUACCUUCAGCCUUACAGGCAGGGGGGAGGAAAAAUUCAGAGCACGAACCCUCAUCAACUCUGUGACCCAGAGCCCUGGCUCAGGGUUCUGGCUCUCUCCUGUACAUUUCGAUUUCCCAAGCUAAGCCUGGGAGAGCCUCGUUUUUCCCAGUGGUUGCUUAAGUAUAAGCCUACUAUUAUUUAGGAAUCCAAAUGGAAGAAAUUACCUAGUAAUGCUGUGAAGUACUGCUUAAGGGGUGCUGAGCCAGCUUUUGCAAACAGGUGAAAUUUGUGUGGUACUGAAAAUGGGGAACACUAGUGGGGUGCUGCAUAAGCUUAGGGAGACCUUACUGCAGCCUGUCAAUAAAGGGGGCUUAUAAUAAAAAUGGGGGCAGUUUUAGUAAGGCCUGUUGCAAUAAGACAAGGCCUAAUGGUUUUAAACUGAAAGUGAAUAGGUUUUUGUCCUUAAAUAUUUUAAAGUGAGGGUGGUGAAACACUGGAACAGGUUGCCCAGGGAGGUGAUAGAUGCCCCAUCCCUGGAAACAUUCAAGGUCAGGUCAGAUGGGGCUCUGAGCAACCUGAUCAAGCUGAAGGUGCCCCUGUUCACUACAGGGGCUUGGACUACAUGAACUUUAAAGGUCCCAACCCAAACUAUUCUGUGAUUCUGAGGGUUGAAGCUGGGUCCUGGAAAGGCGUUGCACAAAUUCCUGUGCAGCAAAGAGCCUGCUCUAGAUAAGAGACCAACCCCCAUCUUAUCCCAAAUGUACAUCCUGAAGUAAUCCAGGUAGAAUUGAGGUAUGGAUUAAAGAGGAGGCUGUGCUAUAUAAAGCAUGACAUUACAGGAGGAAAAGCUAGAGAAGACUGAUCAUACAAGAACAGGCUCUAAGCCCCAGUAACGUGUUUUGUUGAAAGGCCCCAGACUGUGAUCUCCCAAGUGACGGUGUCCUGCCAGGAAGGACAAGGCCCAGGAGUAACCAGAGCCGAGCAUGUGUUCAUUUUGGAGUAGGUUGUGGCUGAUGCUCAGAGGCAUCUCCUGCUGCCUACCUCAUCAGGUAGCCUGGGCCUGUGAUCAGGCUGCUGGAGAAGCUGUCCUGCAGCUGGGAGCAGAGAAGCUCGCCAUAUUCUUACUUAACAUGGAAGGGAAGAAGGAACAGAAAGUAGUUGUUGUUUCUCCCAAACUCCAUACAGUUUGGGUGUUUUUUUUUCCCAUCCAUAUCCACUCUUUAACCAGUGCUAGCACUUUACUAAUGGCUUAAAAGUUAAGUCAGAUAGCAUCUGAAUGGAAGAACAUUGCCUUGCUGUUUCCUCCUUAAAUACUUGAGUUAAAGCAUCAACUCCUACCAUCGGCUGCCACCAGCAUCCACAGUUUAAUCAUAUGGUUGAUACCAUCUUUUAUCUUCAAUCCUCCUAUGUAAUACCACCCCUCUGGAUUCUAGUAUAGUUCAGCUUUAUGAAGAACAGUUUAAAAGCAAAGUAUUUCCUCUGUUACUGGUAAGUUAUUAAACGCAACCAACCUACCUUAAAGUGAAACACUGCUGAAAUGCAUUGUAUAGCAAGCGGGGAGUUGAUAAGCGUUUGACAAUAAUAAACUUUUGCCAGGAAGAUUAUGGCUUGAAGGAAA